AUGAUAUCGCAUCACCUUCUCGUUGCCAUCGCCCUCAUCCCUGUCGUGUUGGCGCGCCCCGCCCCGGCAGGCCUCACUGAUGCAGUAACGCAGGCGCCUUCAGGCUCAAAGACCGUCAUUGCUCAGAUGUUUGAGUGGACUUGGGACAGCAUCGCUGCCGAGUGCACGGCUUACCUGGGCCCGACAGGCUACGGUUAUGUUCAGACCUCGCCUCCGCAGGAGCACAUUACUGGCGAUCAAUGGUGGACGGACUACCAGCCAGUCUCGUACACGCUGACUUCAAAGCGCGGCACGCGCGAUGAAUUCGCGGCGAUGGUGACGACUUGCAACGCAGCAGGCGUCAAAAUCAUCGCCGACACCAUCUGGAACCACAUGGCCGGCAUAGAUUCGGGAUCCGGUUCUGCGGGCUCCAGCUUCACGCACUACGACUAUCCCGCGGUUCCCUACACGGACGACGGCGACUUCCAUCACUGUGGUCUCGAGCCCGGCGACGACAUCGUCAACUACGAUAACGCUGUGGAAGUUCAAACGUGCGAGCUUGACAAUCUCGCAGAUUUGGCUACGGAGACGGACCACGUUCGCCAAACCCUCGCCGCCUAUGGCAACGACUUGCUCUCGCUCGGCGUCUCGGGUCUGAGGUUGGACGCGUCUAAGCAAGACGUGUCGGACAUCGCGGCGAUUCUCGCCAUGCUCGACUCAACACCCUACAUCACCCAGGAGGUCAUCUACGGAGAGGGUGAACCGAUCACGCCCAACCAGUACACUGGCAACGGCGACGUCCAAGAGUUCCGUUACACUACUGCCUUGCAGGACGCAUUCGGUGGAAGCGGAAUUUCGAGCCUCGAGGAUCUCGACAACCGAGGCUGGGUUCCCGGUUCGGGAGCGAAUGUCUUCGUUGCCAAUCACGAUACUGAGCGGAAUGGAAACUCAUUGAACUACAACUCGCCCGACAAUGAAUAUUGGCUCGCAAUGGUAUUCUCGCUGGCGCACAGCUACGGAACGCCGACGAUUCUCUCCAGCUAUUCCUACAGCACCACGGACGACGGCGCGCCAAACGGAGGCGUGGGUACCUGCUCCGGGACCGCCGGCACCAAUGGAUGGUUAUGCCAACACCGAUGGGUUGGCGGUAUGGUCGGCUUCCAUAACAACGUCGGCGACGCCGCCGUCACCGAUUGGGUGUCGCCGUCCUCUGAUCAGAUUGCGUUCGGCCGUGGAUCCUCCGGUUUCGUGGCCAUCAACAACGAGGACUCUGCCUGGUCGACCACCUUCCAAACUUCUCUGGCUGCCGGAACUUACUGCGACGUGAUUGCGGGACCUGACUCGACCGCCGGAUCGUGCACCAACUCAACCAUCACCGUCGCAAGCGAUGGCACGUUCACGGCAACCGUUGGCGCCCAAAAUGCCGUUGCCAUCCAUACCGGCGCUACUGCUUAA
Punctularia strigosozonata HHB-11173 SS5 is the source of this 1434-nucleotide messenger RNA. RefSeq names its product glycoside hydrolase family 13 protein. Lineage: Eukaryota; Fungi; Basidiomycota; Agaricomycetes; Corticiales; Punctulariaceae. The coding region runs from base 1 to 1434 and encodes 477 amino acids. The transcript is spliced from 18 exons. Gene Ontology annotation, biological process: carbohydrate metabolic process. Gene Ontology annotation, molecular function: alpha-amylase activity; cation binding. The record is from RefSeq and is a predicted model, not a curated record.